AUGGGUGGUGGAGCUGCUGCUGCAGUAAGAAAGCUUGUUUGGCUCAUUGUUGAAUUGUUUCGAGGUAAUGUUGGUGACUGGUUUGAUUUUCGAUUGAAAGACGCAGACAAAGAGCAGGAGGAAUUGAAGGAAGUGGCAGGAGAGAAGGAAGGAGAUGAUGGAGAAGAAGGAGGCGGUGAAGAGCAAGCAGCAAACGAUGACAGGGCGGAGGAAGUGGAAGGUGAAGUGGUGGCGGCGGCGGCGGCUGAGGAAGCGCCGGGUGCAGAGGCGGCAGAGUCGGCGCCUCAGACGGGAGACAGCGAUCCCGUCGCAGAUGUCGACGGCGCAGCGAGCAACAGCAACCGCCACAACAGACCGUCUGCGCGACGUCGAGACAAGUCCACCAAACCCUCCAGACCCUCGCUUGUGGUUAAAAGGAUCCCAGCCUCCGUCUCCUCCACCGCCAACACCACUACCUCAGCCAUUGCAAAUCGCAGCCGCCACUCCACGGCGAAUAGCAGAGUUCCAAAAAAGACUGUCAGUAUGUGA
Messenger RNA from Mesocestoides corti, 528 nucleotides. Lineage: Eukaryota; Metazoa; Platyhelminthes; Cestoda; Cyclophyllidea; Mesocestoididae. The record is from the annotation of a GenBank genome assembly.